Emericellopsis atlantica is the source of this 580-nucleotide messenger RNA. RefSeq names its product ribosomal protein S26e. The transcript is spliced from 5 exons. Gene Ontology annotation, molecular function: mRNA binding; structural constituent of ribosome. Gene Ontology annotation, biological process: translation. Bases 105 to 458 code for a protein of 117 amino acids. Gene Ontology annotation, cellular component: ribosome; cytosolic small ribosomal subunit. The record is from RefSeq and is a predicted model, not a curated record. Lineage: Eukaryota; Fungi; Ascomycota; Sordariomycetes; Hypocreales; Bionectriaceae.
GGUGCAGCUCCACAUUUUGCAGCCAUUGAACUUUGGUGCGUCUGGGCCGAUCCCUCUUUGCAACUUUCAACCCUUCACAGCAAGUCAAGUUCAAUACAGCCAAGAUGGUCAAGAAGAGAAAGAACAACGGUCGCAACAAGAAGGGCCGCGGCCACGUCAAGCCCAUCCGCUGCAGCAACUGCUCUCGCUGCACGCCCAAGGAUAAGGCAAUCAAGCGCUUCACCAUCCGCAACAUGGUUGAGUCUGCUGCUAUUCGUGACAUCUCGGACGCCUCGGUCUUUGCCGAGUACACCGUACCCAAGAUGUACCUGAAGCUGCAGUACUGUGUCUCUUGCGCCAUUCAUGGCAAGAUUGUCCGUGUUCGCUCGACCACUGGCCGCCGCAACCGUGCCCCUCCUCCUCGCGUCCGCUACAACAAGGACGGCAAGAAGAUUGUCCCUAACGCCCCCAAGGCUUAAGCGAUGGUUGUCUUCCUGCAUGGCUGGUGUUCGAUGUGAUGAGUUACGACUGGGUCUCUUGGGAAAUAGGGGCACAUCAAACAGUGUGCGUUUGGCGCGUAAAAUGAAACAUGGUACAUCCA